CCCGAGAGUCUCUCACUCGUUCGCCUCUCACCUUUAUCCUCACCGCCCUGAACCCUAACUCAGGGCAAAAUACUAGCAAUUGACAGUAUGGGAGACUCGUCGAGGGAGGAAUUUAGCGAUACGCUUCGAAUACUUGUUGCCACGGAUUGCCAUCUGGGCUAUUUGGAGAAGGAUGAAGUGCGGCGGCAUGAUUCAUUCCAGGCAUUCAAUGAGAUAUGCUCAAUAGCGGAACAAAAGAAUGUGGAUUUUGUGCUCCUUGGUGGUGACCUUUUCCAUGAAAAUAAACCUUCAAGGUCAACACUAGUUAAGGCCAUUGAGAUUCUACGGCAACAUUGCCUCAGUGAUCAGCCAGUGCAGUUUCAAGUUGUUAGUGAUCAGACUGUGAAUUUUGCAAAUAUGUUCGGUCAUGUAAAUUACGAAGAUCCUCACUUCAAUGUUGGCUUGCCCGUCUUUAGUAUUCAUGGAAAUCAUGAUGAUCCUGCUGGAGUGGAUAAUCUUUCUGCUGUUGAUAUCCUCUCGGCUUGCAAUCUUGUAAACUAUUUUGGGAAAAUGGUUCUUGGGGGAUCUGGUGUUGGUCAGAUAAGUCUGUCCCCUAUUCUUAUCAGAAAGGGUGCAACAUCAGUAGCUCUGUAUGGUCUUGGAAACAUUAGAGAUGAACGACUCAAUAGAAUGUUUCAGACCCCCCAUGCUGUACAAUGGAUAAGACCUGAAAGCCAAGAAGGAUUGCAACUGUCAGACUGGUUCAACAUCCUUGUGCUUCAUCAGAACAGAGUGAAGGCAAACCCAAAAAAUGCUAUAAAUGAGCACAUGUUACCAGAAUUCCUGGAUUUCAUAGUGUGGGGACACGAACAUGAAUGCCUUGUUGACCCUCAGGAGGUUCUCGGGAAGGGGUUUCACAUUACACAACCUGGUUCUUCAGUUGCAACAUCAUUGAUUGAUGGAGAAUCGAAGCCAAAACAUGUGCUUCUUUUGGAAAUUAAGGGGAAUCAAUACCGACCAACCAAGAUUCCUUUGACGUCAGUGAGGCCUUUUGAGUACACCGAGGUCGUAUUAAAGGAUGAACCUGAGAUUGAUCCCAAUGAUCAAAAUUCUAUUCUUGAGCGGUUAGACGAAGUGGUCAGAAGGCUGAUAGAUAAAUCUAGGAGCAAUGCUGGUAACAGAUCAGAGGUCAAACUUCCAUUAGUUCGGAUAAAGGUAGACUAUUCUGGUUUUAUGACAAUAAAUCCUCAAAAAUUUGGACAAAAGUAUGUUGGGAAGGUUGCAAACCCGCAAGACAUUCUUAUAUUUACAAAGGCUUCAAAAAAGGGUCGGAGCGAAGGUAAAUUUGAUGAUUCUGAACGGCUUCGCCCUGAAGAAUUAAAUCAACAAAACAUAGAGGCUCUAGUUGCUGAAAAUAAUCUGAAAAUGGAGAUCCUUCCUGUCAAUGAUUUGGAUGUUGCCCUACACGAAUUUGUUAAUAAAGAUGAUAAAAAUGCUUUCCAUUCCUGCGUGUUGUACAAUCUUCAAGAAACUCGAAACAAAAUUGCCAUGGAUUCAGAUCCUCUGAAAUUUGAAGAAGAAGAUUUGAUCCUUAAAGUUGGAGAGUGCUUGGAGGAGCGCCAGAAGGAAAGGUCUACACUGCCCAAGGAUAGUUCUAGAUUCACCUCCACAGCUUCAUCCCUGGAGGGUUUCAGAGGUAAAAGUGCGGCAGGACUUGGAAGUGCAGUUUCCUUCAGUGAUGACGAAGACACAACCCAGAUGACUGGCUCAAAGUCUACUGGCAGAGGACGCAGGGCUUCUGCCAAGCCAUCUUCAUCAGAAGUUGGUAAGGGUAAAACUUCUAUGAGAGGAAGGGGUAGGGGCAGAGGCAGAGGAUCCACUAACUUGAAGCAGACUACUCUUGAUGCAGCUCUUGGGAUUCGCCAUUCUCAGAGAUCUGCAUCAGCUUCUGCAAGUGCUGCAGUCCGCAGUAUUGCCGAUGACGACGAUGUCGAUGAUGUGAAUUCUCAUUCGAGUGAAGAAGCCAUCAAUGAGGUCGAUAACAGUUCGGAAAAUGAGGAAAGUGUUCAAGGUAGAGGACGUAAGAGGGCUGCUCCAAGGGGAAGAGGUAGAGGUUCUACACAAUCAAAGCGUGGAAAGAAAACGGACAGUGUGCCUAUUUACAGAAUGCUGAUGAACCAAAAUGAUGAUGAUGACGACGACGACGAUGUGACAAAAAGAUUUAAUAAGCCUCCACCCCGGGUCACAAGAAAUUACGGGGCUUUAAGAAGGGGUAAUUAGCAAUCAUUAAACCUGUGUACCUCACCUAUGCAAGGUAAGGCCACCCUGAUUUAUCGUUCUUGCCUUGUGAACCAAUUUGGAGCAUAAGGGGUAGGAGUUCUAUCUUGUCCACAGCUGGAACAAGAUGAUCCUUACAUAGAAGCCUACACCAGAAGUCGAUGUUCAAACUGUGUGGACAAGUUGAUCCUGUUGUUUACAAGAGAAUGUCUCCGACCAAAACAGUGUACAUGAGUAGGUUGAAGUGGUUUUGCCAAUUUUGAAUGGGAUUUCAGAAACUUAUACAUGGCCAAUCUUGAACUUCUGGUGCGGAAACGGAGUACUAUAUCCCAGAGAAUUU
Fragaria vesca subsp. vesca is the source of this 2596-nucleotide messenger RNA. RefSeq names its product double-strand break repair protein MRE11-like. Gene Ontology annotation, molecular function: DNA endonuclease activity; 3'-5'-DNA exonuclease activity; manganese ion binding. Gene Ontology annotation, cellular component: Mre11 complex; nucleus. The coding region runs from base 88 to 2259 and encodes 723 amino acids. Gene Ontology annotation, biological process: mitotic G2 DNA damage checkpoint signaling; double-strand break repair via nonhomologous end joining; telomere maintenance. The record is from RefSeq and is a predicted model, not a curated record. Lineage: Eukaryota; Viridiplantae; Streptophyta; Magnoliopsida; Rosales; Rosaceae. The transcript has 23 exons.